Messenger RNA from Fragaria vesca subsp. vesca, 1851 nucleotides. Its product is annotated as cyclic nucleotide-gated ion channel 1-like. The coding region runs from base 1 to 1851 and encodes 616 amino acids. The transcript has 6 exons. The record is from RefSeq and is a predicted model, not a curated record. NCBI's taxonomy places the organism in Eukaryota, Viridiplantae, Streptophyta, Magnoliopsida, Rosales, Rosaceae.
AUGAACGCCUUCUUCAGUUCUAAUCCAGACCGGAAUAUUCUGAGGGGGCAAUCUUCCCGUCAAGGUGGAAGGCAUAGAGCUGUUACCAGAAAUAUUACUGCAACAAGGUGGCCAACACCAGAGGAAGCUGUCGGUAUGACCAUUUCUGAAGCGACAGAGGAGACUGUUAGGGCUAAUGAGAAAGCAUUCCUUUCGACGUGGGAUCACAAGGUAUUUAUAGUAUCAAGCGCCUUUGCCACAUUAGUUGAUCCUCUCUACCUUUACACUUAUAUCGUGAAAGACGAUUGGAAGUGUUUGACGUGGGACGACAGAUUGGUCAUAACUUUUCUGGCUCUACGAACAGCCACAGAUCUCGUUUAUAUGGCGGACUUUGUUCUGUAUGUUAUAUAUCUGCGGCGAAUCCGUCGUAAGUUAAAGGUUUUGAGAGUUCCUUCGAAACAAAAGAGACACGACUUCUGCACACUACUGCUUCGUUUGUACACUGCUCUGCCCAUUGCACAGACGAUGACACAGUCUUUCAUUCUUCUUCCUACCUUUCCAGUUCAAUACAUGCUAAGAGUAUAUCGCAUUUAUCGGCCGCUCAGGCUACGUCCUAACGUAGAGACUGGAGUAGGAAGAUGGCUUAAAGCUAUCCUGGAUUUUUUCCCAUUUGUCCUUGCAGCUCAUCUAUAUGGAGCUUUAUGGUACAUUCUUGCUGUUCAUCAAGAGAUUGAUUGUUGGAAAUUUUCUUGUCAGAAUCUACAAUGCGCUGUUACGUCAUCUUCUUAUUACUGUAACUAUGAAGAUUCUUUAAAAGUUAAUAUCACCGUUCUUAACAUAAUGAACGAAUUAUGCGCAGCAAAUUCAACUACUUUCGAUUUUGGUAUAUAUCUUUAUGCUUUUCAGUCUGGAAUGACAAGGUCAAGAGAUGUUCCACGAAAGAUGUUGCAAGGUUUUUGGUGGGGUCUACAAAAUUUGAGUUCUUUUGGUUCAAACCUUCGAACCACAUUCAUGUUCGCUAAGAACCGCAGCACCAGUUUCAAUUUGAUGGAAAUCUUCUUUUCGAUUCUCCUAUGUAUAAGUGGCAUAGUGCUAUUUUUGAUAUAUCUCAAUGAAAGGGUGCAGGUAUCGAAAAAAAUAUCAAAAGAACUUAAACUGAGACGAAAGAUGCAAAAGUUGAAUCCAGAAAUAGAUCUAUGGUUAACGAAAAACACCCUCCCUAAAAGUUUGAAGAUGGGAAUCAUGAAAAAUAUGCGCCAAAAGCUUGAAGAAAACAAUCAUUUUGAUGUCACCGCCAUCCUCUCUGUUCUUCCCUUAAGAGAUAGAAGAGAUAUCAUGAGCCAUCUUCGUUUGGCUUCACUUAAAAAAUUGCCAGCGUUUGAAAAUAUGGAUGAACGAGUAAUGAAAGCAAUAUGCGAGCAUCUCAAACCAGUCAUAUAUGCUGAAGACAAAUAUAUUUUUCGAGAAGGAGAACCGUUGGAGCAGAUGUUGUUCAUCACACAAGGCACUGCAUGGACUUACACAUCUAUUAGUAAUAACAGUGUCCAUGAAAGUUCAAAUUGUUCCUCAGUCAUCAGGUGCCUUGAGAAAGGUGAUUUCUUCGGAGAAGAGAUUCUAGAGUGGGCAACAAACCUCAAAUCAUUCUCAGACUUCCCUGUCUCGAGAAAAGUUGUCAAGUCCCAAACAAAAGUUGAAGCAUUUGCAAUCAGAGCAAACGACUUAAAGAGUGUUGUUUGUAAAUUCUGGUGGCACUUUUCUAGUAGAGAGCUCAUGCAAUUGAAUGAUCCUCAUUCUCGGCGAUGGCAACAUUUGGCCGCAUCUUCCAUACAAGUGAAAUGGCGACUUCGUCAUGCAAGCCGGCUGGUUACAUAA